CCCUUUAACUGGAGAAAAACUCAGCAUAGAGUACAAACAAACCCUUCCUCCUCCCCUUACCUCCGGCGUCGCUCCUCCCCUCUAAUGCUACUGGUUAUUAUGAUGUCAUUGUGACUGAUUAUGUAUGUACGCAAAAUGGACAUUUGUAAACAAAUGAGGGGCUAACACUUCCUCCUCCGCUUUACCAUUGUCGUUCUCGAUUUAGAAAACCCUCUUUUUUGCUCACCUUAGCACUGUCGAAUUUGAAAACCCUAGAAAUAAUUUUCCUCGACUUUGUGUACGCUGGUUUGCAAACAUAAUAUAAAAGGAGGAAGAAGAAAAGCGUUAAAUAUUUUGCAAUGAAAGUCGUCGAUAAAUCCCAUAUGAGCAAGUUUCCUCAAGAAAUUUAUCCAACGAGCACCAAUAACAUGAAUAACAUGAGCAAGCAACACGAAAUUAAUAUUUCAAGCACUCGAGUUGACAUCUCGGAGUCAGAACCAGAACCUGGUUCAACCAAUGACCUCAAUACCAUAAACGAGGAGCAUGAUAUUAACCCUCGUCCACUAAAUCUACCUUGUACAGAUCUACUCCAUGGAAGUAGAGAUGAUUACAUCAAGAUAUUACUUCCUUUGUACGAAGCAUCAGUUACAUGUGAUUGGGAUGCUGCUAAGGCCAUCAUUGACAAACGCCCAGAGUUGGUGCGAUUUGCUAUCACUGAUCGUUAUGAGACAGCACUUCAUAUUGCAGCAUCAGCAGAACCAACCAAGCUGGCUGAAGAAUUUUUGAAGAAUCUAGUUAAUAUGAUGGAAGAAAAGGAUUUGGAGCUUGAGAAUAGAGGUGGCGAUAAUGCACUUUUCGCAGCAGCAGUAAGUGGAAGUCCCAAAAUGGUUGACAUACUGCUAAAAAGGCACAAAGGCAUGUCUAUUCCAUUAGCCGCAAGUACUUACUGUGGAAAUCAUAACAUGGCGAGGUAUCUCUAUGAUGCUUCUGAAAAGAUGAAGAGCUUAACACAAAUGGAUCGGAUAUUUACUCUUAACCAUUGUGUAACUGCGGAUAUGUUUGAUAUCGCAUUAAAAAUUUUGACAGACUACCCUGAAAUCAUGGAUGCACCUGCUGAAAGUCAGUUUAUACUUGAUGCUUUGUCUGGAAAGGUUGAUGCAGUUAAUAAAAAAGAACCAAUUAUAAUUUGGAAAAUUGUUGAUUCAAUUUUUGCAAAACUAUAUAUGAAGAAGAGAGUUUCGAAAAAGGAUCAUCAAGCAUUGAAUUUGCUAACAAGGGUUCUGAAUAGUACUAUUAAAUUCAAUAAGCUUGUCAUCGAUAAAAUAUUAUUCAGGCGCGUUGAGGAUGGUGUUCAGAAGUAUUCUGGAAUAGUAUUUAAUGCUGCAGCAGUUGGCAACACAUGUUUUAUUAUUGAACUCAUCCGAAUCUAUCCCCAUGUAAUAUGGAUGCCAAAUGAUGAUGGACACACUAUAUUUCACAUAGCUAUUAUGCAUCGUCACCAAGGUAUCUACAAUUUAUUGUAUGAAAUAGGCUCAAGGAAGUAUGUGAUAGCUUCAUGGACAGACAAAAAGGAAAAUACUAUACUUCAUUUACUUGGGCUAACUAUAGAGAAAGUUCAACUUCAGACGCAAUCAAGAGUAUCUCUAUUGUUGCAACGAGAUUUACUAUGGUUCCAUGAUGUGGAGAAGAUGUUGCCACCUCCUUUAAGGGAACAUAAGAACAAAGAGGGCCAAACAGCCUAUCAAUUAUUCUUUGAGAACAACAAAGAUCUAGUUUCGGGCAGUUUGAAAUGGAUGAAAGAUUCUAUGGUCGUUGCAACACUUAUUGUCACUGUAGCAUUUGCAGUUGCGUUUACUAUUCCCGGAGGAUAUGACCAAGAAAACGGGUUUCCUAUCUUCAUCCAUGAACCCACCUUCUUAGUUUUUAUAAUAGCAGAUGCAAUUUCCUUAUUCUCUUCCUCAACUUCACUUCUAGUGUUCCUAUCUAUCAUCACAUCUAAUUAUGGUCAACGUGAUUUCCUGUACUCAUUACCCAGAAAGCUAGUGAUAGGUUUGGUAACACUUUUCAUCUCUGUAGCAGCCAUGAUGCUUACCUUUGUUGCAAGUUUCUUUGUGUUAUACCGUAAUGGGUUGAAAUGGGUACCGAUCAUUAUCGGUAUAUUAGCUGCCAUGCCAGUCAUUGUAUUUGCAGCACUCCAGUUUCCUGUUUGGUUGGACAUGUUUCGCUCGAUGUAUGAUUCUAGGUAUAUCUUCCAUCCUAAGAGAAAUAUGCUUUACAAUAAAAACCCAAGGUUGUAAUAUUCUUUUUAUAAAAGAAAGUACAUUGUUU
Messenger RNA from Lactuca sativa (garden lettuce), 2307 nucleotides. RefSeq lists its product as uncharacterized. Gene Ontology annotation, cellular component: membrane. Gene Ontology annotation, molecular function: protein binding. The record is from RefSeq and is a predicted model, not a curated record. NCBI's taxonomy places the organism in Eukaryota, Viridiplantae, Streptophyta, Magnoliopsida, Asterales, Asteraceae.